Molecule: messenger RNA, 1480 nt
Organism: Dendrobium catenatum
Lineage: Eukaryota; Viridiplantae; Streptophyta; Magnoliopsida; Asparagales; Orchidaceae
Product: histone-lysine N-methyltransferase ATXR4
Exons: 8
Coding region: 81-1100 (339 amino acids)
Cellular component (GO): nucleus
Molecular function (GO): protein binding
Source: RefSeq, a predicted model, not a curated record
AAAUGAAUAGUGUUUCUUCAUGAUUCAAGCAAAUAUUGAUAAUAUUCCGCGCAGCCAUUUUCCCCGGUGGCAGAGCGGUUAUGCUUCGGCGGGUUUCGUCGCAGAUUGACCCCCUUCUCUUCGAGAUCAGACGCACCUUUCGCAAUCUUCAACAAACAUGUACAGAAGCUCUCUUCUGCACCUCCUCAAUGUCGGCGGAGGCCGUCGGCGCAAGAGCGGGCUCGCCCAUAAAAGUAUCUCUCACCGAUUCGGCCGGAAGAGGCGUCUUUACCACCCGAAACAUCGGCUCCGGCGAGCUCAUACACACUGCGAAGCCUCUAGUAACCCACCCUUCUCUCGCCCUCUCCGAUCAAGUUUGCUGCUAUUGUUUGAAGAAGUUAGACAAGGAUGGUUCGAGCGGUAUUUUUUCCUCAUUGAAGGGGGAAGACGGUACUUCAUACUGUUUCUGCAGCGAAGAAUGCAGAGAUGUAUCCAAGGCUUGCUGUGAAGUUGAGAGUAAAGCAGAUUGGUCACUUUAUCACGAUCAUUGCAGAGCAAAAGGUUUGAAAUAUCCAUUGAUGGUAAAACGGUUCGCGUGCAUGGUUAUAUCAGGAGCAGCAUCUGCCGAUGAUCUUGGUAUACUCCAACCAGCCAGGUUACUUCCUGGGGCUGUCUCACAAAUGGAAGAAGAGUUUGAAUUGCUCAAACGGACUUUAUUGAAGGCCCAGAUUGAUGAAAGGCUAACUGGAUUUCUGACAAAGCAAUGGUACAUGGGUGUGCUGGCAAGGAUUCGCAUAAAUGCAUUCCGCAUUGAAUUAGUCGCAGCUUCAUAUAAAGAUCUACUUGAAUCAGCAACGGCUUCUGUUGCAGCUCAAGCUGCUGUUGGCAAUGCUCUGUAUAUGCUUCCAUCAUUCUAUAAUCAUGACUGUGAUCCUAAUACGCACAUAGUAUGGAUUGACAGUGCAUUUGCAAAGCUGAAAGCUCUUCGUCACAUUGAAGAAGGUGAGGAGCUCCGCAUAUGCUACCUUGAUGCAAGCUUGGAUUGUGCUGCUCGUCAGAAACUUCUUUCUGAAGGUUUUGGGUUUCAUUGUCGCUGCUUCAGAUGCCUCUCCCAUGACUGAGAAGCUGCAAAUAUCAGAGACAAGCAAAAUAUCUCUAUUUGAAUCCACAAACAUUUCUGAAGGUUUUGGGUUUCAGUUAGAAUUUUGGUUUAACAGGCUUCAGAUUAGUUGAGCAUGUUAGAAGGCUCAGGCUUGAAUCUCUGAUCUUUUUCAAUGUUAGAAGGCUCAAGCUGAAAAUGUAACUACGUUGUGCAUGUGAGAAGAUUUGUAAAGCUGGGCAAAAGCUCAACUAGUCGUUGGCCUAUAUGUUGUAACCUAAUUCUUAAGUGUUGUUACAGUGUCAUCUUUCUAUUGUAUUAUAGAAAUAAGAAUGAUAUUCUUUAUGACUAAAGUAUCAAACAACAGUGAAAUUCACAGUGGUGGUAACAUACAAUAUUCAA